Molecule: messenger RNA, 1552 nt
Organism: Vigna unguiculata (cowpea)
Lineage: Eukaryota; Viridiplantae; Streptophyta; Magnoliopsida; Fabales; Fabaceae
Product: NAC domain-containing protein 7-like
Biological process (GO): regulation of DNA-templated transcription
Molecular function (GO): DNA binding
Source: RefSeq, a predicted model, not a curated record
CAGUGAUUCUCGGGAUCUCAUCUCAUCUCUCUCCUUUUUAACCCAACAUUCAGACACUUCCUCGUUGCAGAACAUUUAGGAUUCACUUCAAUUUCCGAGGAUCGUUAUUAACUACUCUCUCCACCAACCUAGCUUCUUUUCUUGUACCCUCGUGUUUCCUCGUCUUUCUUUCAGCGCUGCUUCUUUUCCCUUUUUGCUUUUUUUCGUUCGAUUUCACCAUAUUUCUUAUAAAGAUUGUCCAUCGAAGGCGCCCCACAAUCUAGCAUACAUUCAAUACGUGCUGCAAAAGAGGUUAAUUAAAUCAAGAGCUGAUAUGAACACUUUUUCUCAUGUCCCUCCUGGAUUUCGUUUCCAUCCCACUGAUGAAGAACUUGUUCAUCACUACCUUAAGAAAAAAGUAGCUUCUAAAAGGAUUGACCCAGAUGUGAUAAAAGACAUCGAUCUCUAUAAAAUCGAGCCAUGGGAUCUUCAAGAAUUAUGCAAAAUUGGAAACGAUGAAGAAGAUGAAUGGUACUUCUUUAGCCACAAGGACAAGAAGUACCCAACAGGCACUCGUACCAAUAGAGCUACAAAAGCAGGAUUCUGGAAAGCUACAGGGAGAGACAAAGCAAUUUACUGUAAACAUUUUCUUACUGGAAUGAGAAAGACUCUUGUGUUUUACAGAGGAAGAGCACCCAAUGGACAAAAAUCUGACUGGAUCAUGCAUGAGUAUCGGCUACAAACCAAUGAAAAUGGAACUCCUCAGGAAGAAGGGUGGGUUGUGUGUAGAGUGUUCAAAAAGCGGACGACAACUGCGAGGAAAAUGGGGGAUUACGUGUCGCCAUGUUGGUAUGAUGACCAAGUCUCGUUCAUGCAAGAACUGGAAUCUCCAAUGCCAAUGUCUAACCCUAAUGCACCAAAUCGUCACCCUUACCCAUGCAAGAAGGAGUUGGAAUUGCAAUUCAAUAUUCCUCACGACGCUUUCCUCCAACUUCCACAACUUCACAGUCCCGUGGUUCCUCAAUCUGUGACUGGUUUGAGUUUUAUCCCAGUUGUCUCUUAUGGUGGCAAGAACAAUGGAAAUGCAUUGCAGUGUUCGUCACUCACCCAAGAACAUCGACAGUUUCAUUAUGCUAGUAAUGAUCAAUCUAUGGACCAUGUUAUGGAUUGGCGAGUUCUUGACCAGUUUGUGGAUAAUCAGCUGAGUCACCAUGAACACUUUUCCAGUGUGGCUCAACAGAUGAAGGUGAUAGCAAACGGAUCAACAAAACCAGAAACUGGUCAGGAAAGUGCUUCAACUUCCAUCUCCGGUUGCCAGAUUGACCUGUGGAAAUGAAAAUUUACAGCUAGAAGAUGCAUACUAAUUAUACAGUGUAGCACUCUCCACAAUGACAAAACGAAAAUUCUGUACAUUACAAACCCUAAAGUAUUACUAUUAUUCUUAGCAGUUGUGUCAAUUAAUGAUAACAGUGUGUCAAUUAAUGAACAGUGCAAGAUUUGAUGUAAUGAGCUCAUUAGAGAUUUCAUCAUUAAUUGAAUAUGCAUUUGCAUGUGAUACAAAUAUAUUAAGGUU